Exophiala viscosa is the source of this 1847-nucleotide messenger RNA. RefSeq names its product Rieske [2Fe-2S] iron-sulfur domain-containing protein. The transcript is spliced from 6 exons. The record is from RefSeq and is a predicted model, not a curated record. Gene Ontology annotation, molecular function: 2 iron, 2 sulfur cluster binding; iron ion binding. NCBI's taxonomy places the organism in Eukaryota, Fungi, Ascomycota, Eurotiomycetes, Chaetothyriales, Herpotrichiellaceae. The coding region runs from base 296 to 1537 and encodes 413 amino acids.
AGAGGUCAUCUCCUAUCAGACACGUUCGAGUCUUAGGCAUAACUUGCAAUAGGUCACAGACAAUCAUUCGUCGUUGGUGCCGACGGCUAGAGCUUGGAACGAGGCGAACCCGAAUGCAGUAAAUAUACCCCCGGACGGCCUUCUCCGUUGUCUGGGAAGACAUUCCUAUCACGACGGGGGCAUCAUCAAGUACGAUCUUGUUCUCAACCUGAUCAGUUAUAUUCAUAGAAGGGCAAUCCCUUGUCUCAUUUUCGGUUUCAAGUGCUGGUUACAGGUCGAUUCGCUUACCGGCAGCAUGACGACGGUUGAUAGCACCCACUUCCUCGCCAAUGGCGGGUAUUUGCAGAAGGGCAGGGAGAAGAACCUGACGGCAACUGAUUUGGGCCGGAAGACGCAUGAUCUCGUGCCUUCACGGUACUAUCGCGACGAGAAGAUCUUUCAACUUGAGAAGAGAGCCUUGUUCUCGACGUUGUGGCAUGUUGCGAGCUUUACAGCCCGGUUCCAGAAACCUGGGGAUUACUUGACCAUGGAGAUGUUCGGCUGGAAUUUCUUCUUGAUAAAGGAUAAGGAUGGGAACAUCAAUGCUUUCCACAAUAUCUGUCGGCACCGAGGCCAUCCCGUCACGCAGAAGACCAGCGGAUCGAGUACCAUUUUGGCAUGCCGCUUUCAUGGCUGGUCGUAUUUGCCGACUGGCGAACUGCAUAAAGCAAGGGAAUAUACCAACUUGCCAGACUUUGACCCGAAGGCUCAUUCGCUUUUCAAAAUUCACACUCACGUCACGCCGCAAGGAUUUAUCUUUGUCAAUUUCGACUCGAGAGAUACUCCUGCGGUGAGCUUUGAGGAGCAGUUUGGCGAUGACUUUGAGCCUCUCCCACAAUCACAGACCGGGAAGGAGAUUGGGAAUGAAUUUGCCUUGUUUCCCAAUGAUGGCUGGGAGUAUGAUCACACCUGGAACAGCUCGGUUGCUGGGACUGAAUUCAACUGGAAGACUUUUGCCGACGGAUUCCAAGAGUGCUACCAUUGCCAGACCGGCCACCCGACGACUUUGCCUAAAGACUUUGCCCUCGAUCAGUAUUAUCUGCGGCAAGGUAUCGGAGCAUCUCGACAUUUUUUGCCGCCCAAGAGAGAAGGGUUGUCCGAAGCAUACAUCACCUGGUUAUAUCCGGUCGGGGUUGUGACAUUCAGUGACAACCUGCUGUUUAUAGGAAGGUUCAACGCCACUGGUGCAUUAGAGACGUCCUACGACAGCGAGACCUAUCGGAGGUCGAGUAUGCAGAAGCCUAGUGCCGAGUAUGACCAUUGGAUGAAUCACGACAUUGCUUAUUGGCGAUUUGUCGAGACCGAGGACGUCGAGCUGGCGGUCAACGCGCAAAAGGGAUUCAAAAGCGGGGUUCUGGGCGUAGGGAAGCUGCACUCCGUUGAAGAACGAGAGAAAGCGGAAGGUAGAAACAUCGACUUUGCCAUCCCACGAGGACAGGCCGAGGCGGUGGAAGCGGAUACCUUGUGCAAGCUGGUUGGAGCGGAAUAUGAAUGGUGAAAGAGAGAAGGGGAUGGUAGAUCAAACAGUCUGUGGAACUAUCAAACUAUCCACAUGCCUGUAGAUAGUGCAGAUCUAAAGUGUGUAUGGGUUGUACAUGGUUGUACGAGUAGAUACGAGUUUGGAGCGAUAGGAUUGAUCAAGUGAGGUUGGUGUGACCUAUAGGUGUCAUGAAGGGAGAUCGUGGUGUUUACGCCGGCAAGGAAGCCGUGUAUUGGCAUUGGUGUAGGUGGAGAAAGAUACCGGCAUCGAUACGUCAUUCUCAACAAAAGCGAUUACGCGGCUCCUAUCUUAAGGCUUGAAAGCUUCU